ACAAAUAUCACGUGACAAGUGAAUCAGAUCGCAAACGGUGGCAGAUAUCAUGUUGUCUUCAGUUUGCCGUCGAGUUGGAGUAUUGACACGAUUUUUGCCGCUACUAAGAGCGCAGUGCAGUCGUGGUGAUACCUCACAAACUCGCUUGAAGAUAUACACAAAGAAAGGAGACAAAGGAACGACUUAUAAUUUUUCUGGUCAAAAGUUGCCUAAAGAUCAUCACAUAUUCGAGGCAUUGGGAGCAAGCGACGAACUGACAUCAAUGAUUGGUCUUGCAUAUACGUUUUGUGAAGAAUUUGGCAACACUGAGUUGAACGAGAAGCUGAUGAGAGUGCAGUGUGUUUUACAAGAAGCGGCAUCCAGCAUUGCCACACCUCGACACUCCACACAAUCACAACACAAACUGAAUCAGACAGUGUUUGAUGGUAAACAAGUGGAGAUACUUGAGGAAUGGAUUGAUGCGUUGGAUAGCAGAUUGCCUCCGUUGAAAAAUUUUAUUCUGCCGUCUGGCGGUAGAACAAGCGCAGUACUACAUGUCGCAAGAUCAAUUUGUAGGAGAGCAGAGAGAAGACUUGUGCCACUCGUACGAGAUGGUGAGGUGGAUAUGGAAGUAGGCAGAUACUUCAAUAGACUGAGCGACUUCCUGUUUGUCUCUGCACGCUUUGCUGCACAUUGUGAAGGCAAGAACGAGACUGUCUAUCGCAAAAACUUAAAUUAGGUAUUUUGUGGUUGUAAUGUAUUGCUUGAUAGGUGAGAAUUGAUUUGAUGAAUUAAUUGGUUAAUUAAUUAACAAACACGAUUGUUGGUAUGAAGCAUUGGUGGUGUAGAUACUAC
This is a messenger RNA of Corticium candelabrum, 834 nucleotides long. Its product is annotated as corrinoid adenosyltransferase MMAB-like. The record is from RefSeq and is a predicted model, not a curated record. The transcript is spliced from 8 exons. NCBI's taxonomy places the organism in Eukaryota, Metazoa, Porifera, Homoscleromorpha, Homosclerophorida, Plakinidae. The coding region runs from base 50 to 718 and encodes 222 amino acids. Gene Ontology annotation, molecular function: corrinoid adenosyltransferase activity.